AUGGCCUUUGCUGGUCCUAUGUUUAGGAGCCUGGCUCCCCGCGUUUCAAAGGAGUUCUUUACCUGCCGUCAAUGCCUGAGGAAAAACUCCCAAUUCGGCGUAUCGUCGCAAAGAUGGAUGAGCGUGCUCCCCAUCCGCACCACCCUAGGCCCUAAGGUGACUUCUUUAACAUCGUCUGUACGAAUGCAAAGCUCCUCGAUACCGAGAUUUGCGUCCUUCACUUCCGCUGCAAAGCCUGCUGGCAACGGGUCCUCGGCCGGCAAAUCCAAAUAUCCCGACGUUAGCGAUAAAGUCGUGGCGUACUGGUUAUUGGGGAGCGCUGCAUCUGUUUUUGGCCUCGUUGUGUUUGGAGGGUUGACCAGACUGACUGAAUCUGGACUGAGUAUCACAGAAUGGAGACCCGUGACGGGAUCGCUACCGCCUUUCAGCGCCGAGGACUGGGAGUCUGAAUUCUCCAAAUACAAAUCCUCACCAGAAUAUAAGAUCUUGAACCCCAAUAUGUCCCUAUCCGAAUUUAAAUUCAUAUACUACAUGGAAUGGAUACAUAGACAAUGGGGUCGUUUCGUGGGCCUCUCCUUCAUCCUGCCAGCUGCCUUCUUCGCCGCAACAAAAAAAGUUUCUAAACCAAUGUCCUUGCGGCUACUGGGUAUUGGCGGUCUGAUCGGAUUCCAAGGCUUCAUUGGCUGGUGGAUGGUGAAGUCAGGACUCAAGGACGACCUUUUCGCUCCUGGCAGCCAUCCCAGAGUGAGCCAGUAUAGAUUAACGACCCACCUAGGCACAGCUUUCCUUUGCUACACGGCGAUGCUCUGGAACGGCCUCGCGAUCCUCCGCUCCAACCGCCUUCUCAAAGAUCCUGUCAAGGGCAUGGAAAUCCUCAACGCCCUCCGACACCCCAAGCUCAGCAUAUUCCGCAAGUCCGUAGCGGGCCUCGCCCUCCUCGCCUUCACCACUGUCAUAUCUGGCGGGCUCGUCGCAGGCCUGGACGCAGGCCUCAUCUACAAUGAAUUCCCCUUCAUGGGCGAAGGCUUCGUACCUCCCACCUCCGAACUGUUUUCUGCCCACUACUCGCGCCUAGCUGAUAAGUCGGACCUGUGGUGGCGGAACAUGCUUGAGAACCCGUCCCUGGUUCAGCUGAACCAUCGCAUCCUGGCCUUGACCACUUUCUCCUCCGUCAUGAGUCUGUGGGCCUACACUCACUUCUCGCCGGCUGUCAAGCAAUUGCUGCCCAAAGCCGCGAAGAAAGGGAUGCACGGCGUUGUCGGCUUCACGUUCCUGCAAGUUUCGCUAGGCAUCACAACGCUCAUGUACCUGGUACCCACUCAUCUUGCAUCGGCACAUCAGGCUGGUAGUUUGUUCCUCUUGACGUGGGUUCUUGUGCUCGGGAGCAGAAUCUGGAAUCCAUCGCGCACGGCGCGGUUACUACAGAUGGCGGCGAAGAUGAGUAAGGGACCCGUGCCCAAGCCUGUUGCUAGUAAAUAG
Histoplasma capsulatum G186AR is the source of this 1479-nucleotide messenger RNA. RefSeq lists its product as uncharacterized. The record is from RefSeq and is a predicted model, not a curated record. Gene Ontology annotation, molecular function: oxidoreductase activity, acting on NAD(P)H, heme protein as acceptor. Gene Ontology annotation, cellular component: mitochondrial inner membrane. Gene Ontology annotation, biological process: heme A biosynthetic process. The coding region runs from base 1 to 1479 and encodes 492 amino acids. Lineage: Eukaryota; Fungi; Ascomycota; Eurotiomycetes; Onygenales; Ajellomycetaceae. The transcript is spliced from 2 exons.